CCGCUCCCUCGGUCCCUCCCCUCGUUAUCACUCGUAGCGUCCGGUGCAUCCACAAGUCUUCUAGAGGAAGAUAGUAGCAGCAGCAGCAGGAGCCAGCUAGCGAGCAACGAGCGGCAGCCAUGGCGUCCACCUCCUGCUUCCUCCUCCAGUCCACCGCUCGCCUCGGCGCCGCCGCCGCCUCGGCGCGCCCCCAGGUGCCGCGGGCCCAGCUCGUCUGCAAGGCGCAGAGGCAGGACGCCGCCGCCGAGAGCGGUGACGCCGCCGCGGUCACCCGCCGCGCCGCGCUCACGCUCCUCGCCGGCGUCGCCGCCGUCGGCGCCAAGGUGAGCCCCGCCGCCGCCGCCUACGGAGAAGCAGCCAACGUGUUCGGGAAGCCCAAGGCGAACACGGACUUCAUCGCCUACAGCGGCGACGGGUUCAAGCUGCUGAUCCCGUCCAAGUGGAACCCCAGCAAGGAGCGCGAGUUCCCCGGCCAGGUCCUCCGCUACGAGGACAACUUCGACGCCAACAGCAACGUCUCCGUCAUGGUCCAGCCCACCACCAAGAAGACCAUCACCGAGUUCGGCUCCCCGGAGCAGUUCCUCGCCCAGGUCGACUACCUCCUCGGCAAGCAGGCCUACAGCGGCAAGACUGACUCCGAGGGCGGGUUCGAGACCGACGCGGUGGCGACAGCCAACAUCCUGGAGAGCUCGGCGCCGGUGGUGGACGGGAAGCAGUACUACAGCGUGUCGGUGCUGACGAGGACGGCGGACGGCGACGAGGGCGGCAAGCACCAGCUCAUCACGGCCACCGUCUCGGACGGCAAGCUCUACAUCUGCAAGGCGCAGGCCGGCGACAAGAGGUGGUUCAAGGGCGCCAGGAAGGGCGUCGAGAAGGCGGCCAGCUCCUUCAGCGUCGCAUAAGCAUUCUUUUCCUUGGUUUUCAGGGGUGCACCGUGUGUACGCAGAUAGAGAGGUUGGGCUGGGCAUGCAUGUGUGCUCCUUUGAUUGUACAUGAGAACAAAGGCCAAGGAGAGCAAGGAUUCAUUUCUGCUCUCAUCCACGAUGUCUAAGAACUCUUAGUAUCUUAAUGCUUCGUUUUUGUAUCUUGCUGUGAGCUCUAGGUAGGGGGUGCGUCAUCAUAUACCAGUACUUCUUUCCAUCAUCUAAAAGUA
This is a messenger RNA of Setaria italica (foxtail millet), 1153 nucleotides long. Its product is annotated as oxygen-evolving enhancer protein 2, chloroplastic. Gene Ontology annotation, biological process: photosynthesis. The record is from RefSeq and is a predicted model, not a curated record. NCBI's taxonomy places the organism in Eukaryota, Viridiplantae, Streptophyta, Magnoliopsida, Poales, Poaceae. Gene Ontology annotation, cellular component: photosystem II; extrinsic component of membrane; photosystem II oxygen evolving complex. The transcript has 3 exons. Gene Ontology annotation, molecular function: calcium ion binding. Bases 120 to 902 code for a protein of 260 amino acids.